This is a messenger RNA of Elgaria multicarinata webbii, 1154 nucleotides long. RefSeq names its product cell death inducing DFFA like effector a (gene CIDEA). The transcript has 5 exons. The coding region runs from base 19 to 678 and encodes 219 amino acids. The record is from RefSeq and is a predicted model, not a curated record. Gene Ontology annotation, cellular component: lipid droplet. Lineage: Eukaryota; Metazoa; Chordata; Lepidosauria; Squamata; Anguidae. Gene Ontology annotation, biological process: regulation of apoptotic process; apoptotic process; lipid storage.
ACCAGCUCGCGGUGUAGUAUGGCGGUGGAGAGCGCCCGAGAUUACGCCGCGAUUUUGUUCCGAUCUCUAGUAUCUGUGGGAGCAUCGGUAGGGUCAGUAACAAGACAGACCCUGUUUGCUCCCCUUCCACCUGUAGCACGGCCCUUCCGUGUUUGUAACCAUGACAGAAGCAGCCGGAGAGGAGUUGUUGCCAGCAGUCUGCAGGAGUUCAUGGCUAAGACCUUGGAUGCCUUAAUGAUUACUGCUGGACUGAUAACACUAGUUCUGGAGGAAGAUGGCACAGUGGUGGAUACAGAAGACUUCUUCCAAUCCCUGGGAAGUAACACACGCUUCAUGCUGCUCGAGAGGGGACAGAAAUGGAAGCCAGGGCCAAACUAUGGUAUUGCAACAGUACAGCAGCCAAAGAAAAUGGGGGUAGCAAAUAUCACCUUUGACUUGUACAAACUGAAUCCUAAGGACUUCAUUGGGUGUCUAAACAUCAAAGCUACCUUCUAUGAAAUCUAUUCUGUGUCCUAUGACAUCAGGUGUAUGGGAGCAAAGACUAUACUAAGGAGGAUACUUCGAUUUCUGUCGCAUGUUACGCAAAUAACAGGACAACUCCUUCUCUACACGGGGUCAUAUGUGCUACAAUUAAUGGGUGACUAUGAAGAAGAUCUGCUCAAAGAAAGAAAGCAUUGACUAAAUCAAACAAAAGGGACAUUUAGUAUUGAUUAUGCAGCAGACAUAUGACAUUUUGGGAAAUAUUAAAUGUAUUAACUGUUUCACGUAUUAAAUGUCCCAAGUUAACUUGGCACUCAAAUGAUCAAUGUGUAACUAAAGUAGCCUUCCUCUCAUGUUCAGGUUUUUAUUUAAGAUAAUGAUGUCAUUACUGUAAAUAUGACUGGAGUCUUUUUAAUACAGUGAAAGGUGUUUAAGCAGAGCAGUUCUUCUGCCAUUAACUUCCAAAAUGAAGUCCUGUGCAUGGCAAGCAGGCAACUUACCAAUUUGUAUCAACAGAUGGCUCUCUUCGUUGAUCACUAUCUGAACAGCCAUGUAGCAAAUUCUGAUUGGAGUCUGUGACUUGUAGAAGUGUAACACUAAUUUCAGCUACCACUUAAACCUCUUUCACUUUUGCUAACCUGUAAAUAAAAUAUCUAGUUUCUAGUAUUUAAAAA